Molecule: messenger RNA, 2148 nt
Organism: Coregonus sp. 'balchen'
Lineage: Eukaryota; Metazoa; Chordata; Actinopteri; Salmoniformes; Salmonidae
Source: the annotation of a GenBank genome assembly
AUGGAGACAUUAGAGAAAGCAGAGGAAGGUAAAGCCACAUUCUUUCUUCUUUCACAUCUGCAAAAAUAAUGUGGCUUAGAAACAUCCACCCCGGGGGGAGAAGAGACGAUCUACAUCUACAAAAUCUAUCAUUUUGUCCUGGUGAGGGAUAUUAGUUCAUUUGAUCAGCAUCUCAUUCUGUUUCCAGCAGCUGCGAAGGAGGCCAAGACGGACCUCAAGGAUGUGGUAAUGUGCAUAGAUACCAUCUUAGUUGUAUCUCCAUGGUAACAGGGCUCUCCAUAGACUCUCUUAGUUCACGUUUAGGCCUUCAGAUCUGGCCACAUAAACUCCUCCCCUUAUCAACAGCAUGUACUGUUAUGUAUACAACUCUAGUUCAUAGUUCAGUCCAACCUGUGUCCUCUGACCAUGUGUGUAUAGGAGGAGAUAUAGUGACAAUGCCAAUGACCUUACGGUCCAUAUAUUGACCUCUCUCUCUCUCUCUCUCCGUUCUUCCCUCCCUCCCUCCGGUCUUCCCUCCCUCCCCUAGCCAUCGGCGGUUUUACAUUUCCAGCAGGCAGCGGAGAUGUUAUUCUCGGCCCCGGUGCAGGCUGCUCCAUGCCGGGGCAAGCUGGGCUUUAAGUGGGCGGUGCGCAGAGUCAUCCUGAUGACUCGUCUUUGCCGCUACUUCAUGUCCCGUUCCAACUAUCGCCAAUUCAUGGAGUUCAACUUCCGGGAGACCAUCACCAACCAGCCGGCCGGGGGAACGGUGUGUGUGUGUGUGUAGGAGAAUGGUACUGUAAAGGGGAAGUGAUAAGGUGCUGUGUUUUGUUGGGCAAACGGGUCUACGGGUUUAUGCAGUGGUCCUGAUGGGAGAUUUAGAAAGAAGCUACAGUUUUGAUGUCCAGAAAGACUGGAAAGUAAACAUUGAUUUCUGUUCUUGCAGGGUAAAAAUCUGGUGUUUGAUCUGAACCACUUCAAAGUGAAAGAGGUAACGUGACCGUAUGAUUUUUAAUUUUUAAUUUGUUUAUUUAUUGAAUAUUAGGUAUCCCAAACAAUAAGGGGAUUUGGUGAACCUAUAUUGUAUCGGAAAAAUUAAGUUAUAAAUAAUUUUGUCUUAGUUAAAAAUGCAUUGUCCUCUAGUAAACUUUGAUUACAUUUCCAAUAUCCCCGUCCACGUGGAAAUUCUAUAAGAGUUAUGUGAAGGCCAAUUAGAUGAUGAUCCGAUCGCAUUCUGUCUCCUAUUAAAACUUUUUAAACCUUUGUUGCAAGAGAGAAAGAGACAAGAAAGUAGUCAAGAUGACUAGCUUGAUUAAGUCUCCUCCAUGUAUAUCUCACUAGGUCAGGGUGUUUUAGUCUCCAAAUAUUACAUUGACAUUUUAGUCAUUUAGCAGAUGCUCUUAUCCAGAGCGACUUACAGUUAGUGAGUGCAUACAUUUUCAUACUGGCCCCACGUGGGAAACGAACCCACAACCCUGGCGUUGCAAGCGCCAUGCUCUACCAACUGAGCUACAGGGCACUAUUUCUAAUGUGUCCAUAAUAUUUGUGAUUUCCUUAAGGGCACGUUGAUGAUAGUUUGUAGAGUGAUUCCCUUUACGGUCCAUUGAGGUACUUAACACUGUGUUAUAGUCUCCCACCAUAACGAUUUGAUCAUUUAUUGCCUGUAAGUUCAAUAAAUUGGUAUAAAUAUUUUAGAAGGAUGGAUCAUCCUGAUCCUGACCAUAUAGAUUAAUGAGCCAAAUCUGUUUUUCAUCCACUUUCAUAUUCAAAAAGAUCCACCUUCCUGGCGAAUCAUUCCUGACUAUUUGCACAUUCACUGUAUGAAUUUAGAUUACCAAUGCUGGGUAUGACCAUACUGUGUUUAUGACUGUAAGGAACGUUGUUCUCCUUGGUGUGUGUGUGUGUCUGCCUAUGUGUGUGUCUCUGUCUGUGUGCAUGAAUGCUAUGUGUGUGAGCGUACGUGUGCUUGUAUACAUGUGUGUUAUGUCUGGAAUAUUCCAGGACCGGAUCCCUGUCCUGCUGGUGGAGAUAAUGCGGAAGUGCCCGGAGGAGCGUUCUGAGUCGGAGGUGUUGCUGAUUCACAACAUGCUGAGCUCUGUGAGCAUGUUCCGUCGCUACAGCGGAACCCUGCAACUCCUUCUGGCCAGGGUGGUUCGCUAUCAGAGGUUAGAG